AUGGAAUCACGAGCAAUCACUAUCCUCCUCAUCGGGUUCUGCUUCCUGGCUUUGGUCAACAAGUCCGACGCCGUAUGCUGCCGCGCUAAGGAGGAAUUGAUCUUUAAGAUGAACAAGGGAGGGUGCAAGGAUGUCGGAGGAUAUGGAGAAAAUCCGCACAGGUGCAGAAUCGUAAUCUGCGCCGAUGGAUUUGCCCAGGUGGGCAUGUACUGUGGGCAAUCAUCUUGCAACAUCUUCGGUUGCAACUGCGAUGGCGGAUGCUUGGAGGGCGAUUGGAGCCAGAGCUUUGCCUACAAACAUAGUUACUACGGAAUCGAACUCAUAAAUGUAAAAAGAUUCCUUUGA
This is a messenger RNA of Drosophila eugracilis, 345 nucleotides long. Its product is annotated as protein Diedel-like. The transcript has a single exon. Bases 1 to 345 code for a protein of 114 amino acids. Lineage: Eukaryota; Metazoa; Arthropoda; Insecta; Diptera; Drosophilidae. The record is from RefSeq and is a predicted model, not a curated record.